This is a messenger RNA of Desarmillaria tabescens, 1094 nucleotides long. RefSeq lists its product as uncharacterized. The transcript has 11 exons. Lineage: Eukaryota; Fungi; Basidiomycota; Agaricomycetes; Agaricales; Physalacriaceae. The record is from RefSeq and is a predicted model, not a curated record. Bases 218 to 931 code for a protein of 237 amino acids.
GAAAUCACACCUGCUGUAUUGGAGAACAUCAAGCACUUUGUAGCGUGCACUUUUUGCGUUCCUAUUCUGUCGCUGUCUAACUUGAAGUGUUAGGGAUCUUCGUGAGGUACAGGAUUUUAUCGAGAAGGAGACGAACAGCAGCAUAUUUCACCGCGUACUCUUUACGAAGAAGCGGGCUGACCGCCUUCAAGAUCUCCAAUUAAGAUUUCAGGAUACAAUGGCACUUUUUCAAGUUCAAGGCCUUUCCCUAGUCUUGCGCCAUUCUUCAAGGUUUCUCGACAUCGAGGACGCUGCCUCGGGUCUAGGCAAACUCGAAAAGACGCCAAAAGAUGAGCCCGGCGGCAAUCGAACCAUCGAAGAAUCCGAUGUAGCGCUUAAAGAAGAACUUUUCGUUCGAACUGGGCUCCGCUUACAUUUAGCUCAAGUCGGCGGUAAAUGUGCGGUUGUCAAAGUCUUUGAAGGCAAAGACGCUUCGAAGAACUACGCAGCAGCAGUAAAAUUUGAGGAGCAUCUAAUGCAUCCGCACAUUCUGCAUCCGAAGAAAAUUUCCCGGGUCAAUAUCCCUACACCGUUCAUAGUCUACGACCUAGAUGCGCAAGGAAGCGCCGAACAGUUUAUCGCCGCGGCAAUUCCCUCUGGCGUCGUGUCAACUUUUGUCGCGGGAGCACAGUUGAUCUCUGGCAUCGCUUCGGCGUUAAGUCACUUGUGCCUUCGUGGUAUUCCCUUUCACUCCGUUAGGAUUGAGAAUUUCAGUAUCUUUAUAAGUGGUGCCAACAAAGUGGUCCUGUCCUUUGAUGGUAUUUGGAAUUCAACUUCCUUUGCGUCAAGACAAGAUCGGACGGGACUCGAUGUCCUUGGUGAAUUGUGUCAUCAGGUGCCCAGGAUAUCGACGAGAGGAGAUAACACUCAGGCCGGUACUCUCAGACUGUAAGGUCAUCACGGAUGCGACACCUUCUCUCCACGAGAAAUGCUUAAUUUGUGGAGAGGAAGUCAAAGAAGGACUAUUUGACUGUCAAUGUAGACAGCUUUGGGGACAUAGACACUGUAACGAUCAAUUACGGUACAUCUGCUGGAGAUGUGCUCCCACUUCUGGU